Molecule: messenger RNA, 630 nt
Organism: Paramuricea clavata
Lineage: Eukaryota; Metazoa; Cnidaria; Anthozoa; Malacalcyonacea; Plexauridae
Source: the annotation of a GenBank genome assembly
AUGUCGUGGAGAAAUGCAUGUGACAAUGAUCCUGUAAACAAGUAUCCAGAUGUUUUUGAUGAAAAUCUUGGGACACUGCCCGGCAAGGUUCAUCUGCAAGUAGAUGCCACUUGCAAACCUGUGGUGUUACCCGCGAGGAAAAUACCCGUGGCUGUUAGAGAAAAGUUCAGAAACGAACUGAAAAGAUUAGAAGACUUAAAAGUCAUACCCCCUGUGGACAAACGAACGGAAUGGGUCAGCCAAAUCGUGGUCGCCAUGAAGAAAUCAGGUUCGUUGCGGAUUUGUAUCGAUCCAAAACCCUUGAAUGCUGCUUUGAAGAGGGAACAUUAUCAAAUCCCUGUGAUUGAUGACCUAUUACCAGAUCUGACAGAUGUGGAUAAAGUGGAUCUAGCUUCAGCUUUCUGGCAUCUCAAACUGGAUGAAGAGUCGAGCGUGAUCCUGACAACUUUUGCAACUCCUUAUGGUCGUUUCAAAUGGCUUCGUCUUCCAUUUGGUCUCAAUGUCUCGAGCGAGAUAUUCCAGAAGCGUCUAAAUCAAGAGUUAGAAGGCCUUCCUGGCGUCAAGUGUAUCGCUGACGAUGUGUUGAUUUAUGGUACCAGUGAAGCCGAUCAUGACAGGAACUUAGUGUGA